CUUCUCCUCUCACACAUUUUGCAAUGCUGCACUUACUCCCUAUUUCCACCUUACUACUAGUGGCGCGAGCCUUAGCGCUACCCUCUGCGCAUAGCGAAUCUAAACCCUUACCACUGCUUAUCUGGCACGGCCUAGGCGACAACUACGCUGCAGAUGGUCUGCAAAGCGUCGGCGAACUCGCAAACGAGACAGUUCCGGGCACUUAUGUUUAUUACAUCCGACUCGACGAAGAUCCUGGAAGCGACCGAACUGCAACAUUUUUGGGCAAUGUGACUGAGCAGAUUGCUCAAGUUUGCGACGACAUCCUGGAACAUGAAGUCUUGUCGCAAGCGCCAGGCCUCAACGCGAUGGGCUUCUCACAAGGCGGACAGUUUCUUCGGGGCUUGGUGGAAAGAUGCGGAGAUCGCAUCAACAUCAAGAAUCUGGUGACCUUUGGAAGCCAGCACAACGGUAUUGCAAAGUAUCAGCUCUGCAAAGAUGGAGAUUGGUUAUGCAAAGGAUAUAUUGGAUUACUCAAGGCAAACACCUGGGGUUCCUGGGUUCAAGGACAUCUUGUCCCAGCACAGUACUUCAAAGCCACAAACGAAACCACCGGCGAGCCGACCGACGAGUACCUCGAGGCGUCGAAUUUUCUUGCAGAUAUCAACAACGAGCGCGCGCUGAAGAACCCGGCGUAUGCAAAGAAUCUUGCGGCACUGGAUAACUUUGUCAUGUACGUGUUCGAGGACGACACAACAGUCAUACCGAAGGAGAGCGGCUGGUUUGCAUACACAAACCUUACCAGCAACGAGGUAACAGAGCUGAGGGAUCGUGAGAUUUACAAAGAGGACUGGAUUGGAUUGAAGAAGCUGGAUCAAAAGGGUGGUCUGCAUUUCAAGACCACCAAAGGUGGCCACAUGAACUUGGGCGACAAGGUUUUGAAGGAUGUCUUCAAGACUUACUUUUCUCCUCGAAGCGCAGAACAGGCUGGUUUAACUGGAGAUGUACAGGAUGUUAUGGAGUUGUAGUAUGUAAGUCUGUUUGGUCAAGGUACCAAUUAUUAGUUUGUCUGAGUAAAGGUGACUGAGCAUAUCGGUCUGAUCUGAUUAGCCUAUGCAGCGCAGGAUCGCUGGGUAGUUUUUCAGAUAGGAAUGCAGGAUUGAGACUAGUGGCCUCUUUGUUUUCCACAGAUUGUACCUGCUAUAUCGUGAAUUCAGGAAGGAGGGUUCGACCGGCUCAUAGGCAGGAACGCUAAGACCCCAAAUCCCCCGUACUUAUACCAGUCAAUGUACUCUAAGCCCGAAGGGUACUCAACACUUACUGUACUUAUCUGAUCCUGCGAAGCUGCACAUCAUGCAUAAAAUGCAGCCUCUC
Messenger RNA from Bipolaris sorokiniana ND90Pr, 1353 nucleotides. RefSeq lists its product as uncharacterized. Gene Ontology annotation, cellular component: lysosome. Gene Ontology annotation, molecular function: thiolester hydrolase activity; palmitoyl hydrolase activity. The coding region runs from base 24 to 1007 and encodes 327 amino acids. The record is from RefSeq and is a predicted model, not a curated record. Lineage: Eukaryota; Fungi; Ascomycota; Dothideomycetes; Pleosporales; Pleosporaceae. The transcript has a single exon.